Molecule: messenger RNA, 333 nt
Organism: Effrenium voratum
Lineage: Eukaryota; Dinophyceae; Suessiales; Symbiodiniaceae
Source: the annotation of a GenBank genome assembly
AUGUCACCUAGCAAGUUUUGUUUGACGCAGACAGCGGCAAGCUUUUCCCCUCAUGAAGAGAGUCGGGUAAACCUUGGCAAGCUUCAGCUUCAAGCUGCCAUGGUUGGCAGACACAAUACUGCCAGUCUUUUCGGCUUUGCCGUAGAACAAAUGGUGCUGAAGGCAACCGACCUGUUCCCAGAGCUUGGCGAGGUUCCAGCUGCACGUAGUAGUAGGAGUGAAUCUCUGCGGAGCCUGCCGGCCAAGCAACCAACAAGGCUUAGGCCCAUCUCAGUCCUCAUGCGCCGCAGCGUCCCAGUGUGUUGCAGGGAUUUGUGCCUUGACCUGGAGUAG